Neodiprion fabricii is the source of this 4564-nucleotide messenger RNA. RefSeq lists its product as uncharacterized. Gene Ontology annotation, biological process: lipid transport. The record is from RefSeq and is a predicted model, not a curated record. Gene Ontology annotation, molecular function: lipid carrier activity. The coding region runs from base 4 to 4527 and encodes 1507 amino acids. NCBI's taxonomy places the organism in Eukaryota, Metazoa, Arthropoda, Insecta, Hymenoptera, Diprionidae. The transcript is spliced from 16 exons.
AUCAUGGGGCACUUGCUGCAACUGGUCAUUGGGCUAUUUACCUGCCUUAGCUUCACAAACGCGUUACCAGCACUAUUCCCGAAGGGCAAGAUCACGACUUACAGGUACUAUGCGGACGUCAAAGCGGGUACUUUUGAAUCGACGCCCUUUGCUUCGCAAUUCGCGAUCGCUGGUUUUCUGCAUGUGACACCUGAGGUUGGCGAUAAGAGCCUGAAGAAUGCCUUUUACAUGAGUCUCAAUGUUACUCAUGGUAUCCGAAAUGGUGCCAUAAGUCAUUCCGACAAAAUCGAAAAUAAUUUCCUCCCUCUUGCCGACAUUGCUGGAGUUCUGAACGAUCCCUUUAUCGUUGUCUUCGACGACAAUGGCAAGGUGAAAAAUCUCUUGGUGAAUGGGCAUGAGGCCGGAUGGUCUGUAAAUAUGAAAAAAUCAAUCGUUUCCAUACUCCAGUUGGACGUAUCGGCCAUGAAACUUGAGACGCCCAUUAAAUCGCACCUUUUUGUAACUCGCGAGAAUACGGUGUAUGGUGAGUGUUCCGUUACCUACAAUCUCAAAGGAGCGAAAAUGCUCGGAGAGAAGCAUUUCACUGUAACAAAAAACAUGGAUCCCAUGAGUUGUACGAAAUUUGAUCAAGACACCUUUGAUUCUCAGGAAUUUCAAGGUUGCCUUAUUCCGGUAGAGGAAGAUGUGAAUGCUGUUAGUCGAAGAGUCUUUCAGAUUGAAAAUAAUGUCGAUCACCUUCUUAUUAAAACUGUGCACGCCCAUGGAGUCUUGAACUAUUUCCCAUGGAGAACUGAAUCUGAGGCUCAUUACAUUCUUGUUAAUCAGACUAUCGAUCUUGAAUCAGUAGAGUCACUGGACAGUAUUUCCUUGGCUAAAUUUGACAUACAAACAGCAAUAACUGUGAGUGACAUAGCAUUCGAAAAGUCACGAAGUACUUACGCCGUUGAUGCCGGUAUAGACCAUACCUACGGACGUCAUGUUGUCAAUCUCGAGAUUUUGGUGACAAAGUUGAUAAAAUUGCUUGAAGAAGCUGCUGACUAUAUGUUGAAAAAUAAUGUUGAAAUAGUGUCACCCGAAGCGGAGCACGGUCAAAAAAUGAACCACAUUUUAGAUGUGAUAACUUUAAUGGACGUCCCAUCACUUGAAGAAGUUUUAAAAAAUAUCGCUGGUGGAGGUUUCGAGAGGAACGAGACUAUUACAAAGCUCUUUCUGCACGUGGUGCCUUACGCUGGGACUAAUGCUACUACUUUAUUCACUCGAAACAACAUUCGUAAUGGCAAAAUCGAAGAAAUGAUUGCUCUUUCUAUGCUGGGCAAGCUGGCAAACUACAUCCGUUUCCCUACGGAGGAGUUGUUGGUCGAAAUGGAAGACCUUAUGAGUUUGGGAUCUGAGGUACCAUUGGACGUCCGUAAAGCUGGAAUCCUCACCUUCGCAACUAUGAUUUACAAAACGCACAAGCAUCAGAAAUACUAUCAUACUCUAAAUCCGGCACUGGUCAGCAAAUAUGUGAAUCACUAUUUCGAUCAUGUUAUGAGUGAAACGUCGUUCGAUAUGAAGUUGGUCUACAUUUAUGGUAUGAGGAAUAUUCAGAUUGGCGACGUACACAAACUUUUAGAACCAAUUGUACGCGGUGACUUGAAGGUCUCCAAGAAGCCGGAGUACAUUCGUUUCCAUGCAAUUAUGGUCUUCUGGAGGGCCCCUCUUGCGACAGAAUACAUCGAUGAACUCUUUUGGCCCCUUAUGGCCGAUACCGAGUUAAUGUUGAGCAUCAGAAUUUGGGCAUAUAAUAUUCUGCUUGAGAAAUCACACCGAAUAGACCGUUUGAUGCAGCUGUAUUGGUUCAUGACCGAGGAGAAAAAUGAACAUUUAUAUAAUCAUUAUUACACAACCAUAAAGAGUUUAGCACAUUCAGCCAAUCCUUGUUUGAUACCUGUAAAGGAAAAGGCAGCCCAGAUCCUGCGCGUCAUCACUUUACGAGAAAAUUCUGACACUCUGACCGGUUUCAGCGAAAUCGAUUAUGAAAAUAAGAAGUUUGGAUUUGGUGAGGCUGCCAAGGUUUUCAUUGCUUACGGUGAAGAGAAUGGCGCGCCUACUGCCGCCUUCAUUGAGUAUGAUAUAAUAAAAAGACGCAAACCUAUCAAUGCUGUAUCGGUUUGGAUUCGCGUAGAGGGUUUCGAAUUUGAUAUUGUCAAUGACAUUAUGGAUAAUGAUUUAAAAGAACCGCAUUUGCAUACGGAAAAAAUAGAAGCCCUGUUAAAAAGGGCCAGCCAAGACAUGCCUCGUAAUAAACCGAUUCAUAUCGAAGUAAUGGUCAUGGUUCAGGGACGCACAGUAUUAGUCCGAUACUACGAUGAAGAUACGUUUUCAGGAAAACCAGAGUUAACGCAUUUGAUCAGAAUGGCACAAGAUAUGAAACUUGGUUUGCAAGAUAUUACCUUUGAUGAGCUUUAUGCCAUGCAGGUGCCGAAUGAUCUUGGCCUGCCAACUCUUUUUUACAACAAAGUUCCACACGUCAUGGCAUUACAAGGAAAAGUCACAGGAUUCGAAGAUUCUGCUCUGAUUGCCAUGAAAAUAGAAGCUGUGCUACGGGACUGGCGCGAUGGCUAUUAUUCCAUGGAAGUCUACAAUCCAAUUAUUGACGCUUGGCAUGCUGUUCGACGAGUAUCAGCCUUCGAGGUCAGUCUACCAUUCGCGAUGAGCAUUGGGUUGAACUUGAAAACUGCAAGCCUGAAGCUAAUUUUCCCCAGGCUGCCCUUAACCCAAUAUUCCGUUACUGGUGUGCGAUUAGACAUAAGAAAUUACGUACUUGUUAUGGAUGCAGAACAAGGCAUACUCCACCAGCAUUGUCCAAGUUGUCACCCUAUCGAGCUUGUUUCCAAGGGUUCAAGCUACCGAAAAAAUACAACACUACUCAAUUACGACUCGAAAGAUACGGGACUGAGUUUCAGUGUUAACGAAUAUAAUUGCGAGAGAGACGUCGCACCAGGCUAUCAGUUUAAACUGUUGACAGACAUGUUGGAUGAUUCCCAAGAAAAUUUCAGGUACGAUGAUGGAAUAUUUGUCCUUGCCACACUACGAGAAUACUACCUUUACACACUUAACUAUCCCGAAAGGGGGAUGUGUGGAUACAUUAUGAAAGUGGAACCCAGCGCUGUUUAUCCUACCUCCGAAUUCACAGUUAGCAUGCACUUCGACCAUGACAUACCAAUCUCGAAAAAGUUGAGCUUGUUCCCUGCUGAAAAGUAUCGUUUUGAUGCAACGUUUGAAACCACAGCAGCUAUAACGAAAGCCCCUCGUCAGACGUGGACUGUAAAGGGCCAGUUCAGUUCGCCCGAAGGGCACGUCAACGAUCAUCUGCGACUCCACGUGACGAGAAUUAUACCGGGGCAAAAGAACCUCAAGAUUUGCCUGGAUAAUUACAACAGCUAUCCGACAACACAAAUCGAUCCUUUCGAUCAGAUUCAGUUCCCGAAGCAAAAGUCGUAUACAAACUUGACGUUGUUCGUUGGAGAAACCGAGGACGAUGCCUGUGUCGAUGAUGGGAUAUCAGUUAUGAUUACCGGAAAAGCUCAGCUCUCAGACGAACAAAGGGAAGGGUACAAAAAUGCCAAGGACUAUGGGUUAUGCCAAAAAGAUGUUGAUAACCCUUCAUAUCUUUACGCUGAGACUUCGAUAAUUCCCAGAACACCAAAUUGUUUGAGUGAAACAAUUCAACGUACAACACUACGAAAAUACAUUUAUUCGAUCUCCUACGCGAAUAUUUCGGGUGAAUUUUUGUCUGGGAUGUAUUUGUUCCUUGACUACCUGCGGCUCGAUUCAUUACAAUACCUUACAUACGACAUCUCGCGUAAAUCACUGCCAGGACAUAUAGAGGUUUCAAUGGAAUAUUCUAUGAACGACAAAUUCCUCAAUUUAACCAUACUUAACCCAACAUACGGAGAGAUCUAUACCGGUAUUGAGGAAGAUGACGAUGAAGGUUGGACCUAUCUGAUGGAGAAUACAUUGUUUUCUUCGUCUUUCCUUGAUGAUAUAAGAGAAAAAAACUUGAAAUUCUGUACUAUUUAUCCUGAUGUUUUGCUGGAUGCUGAUGGUGGCGUCCACAAGAUCGUCGUUCCUGGCGAAUGGACUCUGCUAACCGGCGAUCACGUAGAUCAUUUAUUUGCUGUAUUCGUCAAGUCUAUCGAACCUAAAAAGCUUGGUAUGAUGAUGAGCAUCGCCAACCACACGAUAGAAGCCAUUCCUUCUUCCUCUGGUCCUAAAGUGAUUGUUGAUGGUCUGGUGAUUGAUCACGAAAACGGCGUAAUCGUUCCUGAGGACGAGGACUAUGUGCUGCGGACCGCUUGGCACUACAACCGUUUGCUGAUUGAGACAACCUAUGCCGAAUUCACUGUCGAAUGGACCGGAAUAUCAGUUAUGUUGAUGAUGGAAAAAGACCUUCAGGGAAAAGUGAUGGGUCUCUGUGGACAUUUGGAUGGAAAGCAUAAGUAUCACAUGGCAAAAGUGUACACCCUUGAUGCCCAAAGUUAAAUCGAAAAGUCGGAAAAAAAUUCCCGCGAAAGUAGAG